UGCGCAAAAGUUUCAUCGUGCGUAAAACGCGAAAAAAGUAAAAAUACAAUCACAGAUGAAGACAUUUGGUGGAUAUACGCAACAAUCACCAAACAAAAGUGCAAUGGACUUCACAAGUUUUCCUAUAGAAUUCGGUCCCUGUGGCCCCUGAACUCCCAAGAGCAAAUAAAUAAAAAUUGAGCAAGGAUUUUCUGGACAGCUGAUGGCCACGUGGUCCGCAUGGGCCAGCAGUGCAGAUUGCGCAGCAUGCACAGCGUUCUGGCACGCGCUGGUCAUUUGCAUUUGUAUGGAGAUCCGUGAUAAUAGAGGGCUUCUGUGCGCACAAUGAGGCGGUUUUAUGGCCAGCCUCUAGUCCACAGAUGGCAUCAUCCACCUGCCCUUUCUCUCUGGUGCUCACGGAGAGCGAGUAGGGGGGGAGGGGCGCAUUACACUUCCUCCAUAUUUCGGCUGAAAUAAUAACAUCAAAAAUCUAAAUUAAUAAUAUUUGUUGGGUUAAACGGAGUUCUUAUUUCGUGUUUUUAAAAGUCUGCAAGGUGGCUUAUGGGCUCAAAACUGGCCAAUCAGUACUUUAGCUUUCAGAAAGGACAAUAUGAAGCUUCUCCACAUGCAUGAGUGCUAAAAUGCAUGUAAAAGUGCAGCUGAUCUCCAAUGUGCAUCUCUGCAGUUAGACUCAAAUGACGUGUUUUUUCUCCAGUUUGCACAAAAGUGCUGCAGUGAGUGAUCAGAAUCAGAAUUCCUUUAUUUAUCCUGAUUCUGAUCAAACUUUUUCUUUCAAUGAUAUUCUUUCAAAGCUAUUUUUAGUUUCAGGCCAGUUUGCUGCGCUUUGGAGGGGGGGGGGGGGGGACUAGAUGACCCCCAUCAAUCUGCCACGAGCCGGAGUGUGACAAUGGCAUUAUCAUACCAAUACACCAUUCAGCUUUAGCCAAUCAGGACGCAGCGCUUUCACUGCGCCGCACGAGCUGGAGACUAUAAAAGAGGGAGUCUGCAGGUUUGAAAGCACUCUGCUCCCUUUCGGAUUUACUCUCUGACCAAACUUUUUAAAGCUCUCUCCUUUGUGGAAUAUCCUCAUCAUCUUCAUCAUGACUCUCGAGGAAGUUUUGAUCCAGAAACCCACCGAACGUGCUCAGUGUACCGGCAAGGCCCUGGAGGAGGUCCUGGUGUCUGCUAAAGACAACGACUCCAUCACCGUCGGUGUCUACGAAUGCGCAAAAGUUAUGAAUCUUGAUCCGGACAGCGUGUCUUUCUGCGUCCUGGCCAUGGAUGAGGAGUUCGAGUGUGACAUCGCUCUGCAGAUCCACUUCACCCUCAUCCAGUCCUUCUGCUUCGACAACGACAUCAGCAUCGUCAGAGUGAGCGACAUGCAGCGUCUGGCUGAGAUUGUCGGCGACAAAGCAGAGCAGCUUGAAGAUGCCCACUGCGUCCUCAUCACGAACCCAGCUGAGGGGUCUUGGGAGGACCCUGCUCUGGAGAAGCUGCACCUGUUCUGCGAGGAGAGCCGCCGUCUGAACGACUGGGUUCCUGAGAUCAGCCUUCCUGAGCGCUGAUCCGGGACUCGGCUCCUCUCUUGCUCAGAUGCUGUGAAGCUUCUUAUCUGGAAAUACUCAUCCUGAUGAACAGGAUGACCCUGUUUCUGCUCAUCCCUGGAUACUCCUGAGGAGGAUUCCCGUCCAGGCAGCACGGCGCCGGCCCGAGGGGGCCCCCCGUGAACGGUCGCCUCUUGUCCCGUCCAUGCCAAGAUGACUCUCAUUCUUUAUGUGAAUGAGGUCAGGUAUGCCACAAGAGCGACUCAUCGACCCUCAUUCUUUGUGCGGAUGAGGUUUGGAGAGAAAGGAGAAGCGAAUUCUGCGUCCUGUGGUUCCACAGAGCAAAUGUCGCACCCUGAAGCACGCGCAGCAGGAGAAGAAGCGGUGCUGAGAAAGAGGCGUCCUUAGAAAGGGACUUUUUAAAGAUGUCCUCUUUGCUGAGCAACAUGACAACAGUUGCAAUCAGCGGAAAUGUUUCCCACUUUCCAGAAUUGUCUUAAUUCUCUAAAGGUUUCACUUUAGAAAUUUAAUGAUGACAAAAAUAUUCUAAAAGAUGAAAAAAAAAGCAUGAAAAAAAUGUCUUUUCUCUAAAGGUUUCACUUUAGGAAAUGGCUAAAUUAAGUUAAUGCUAAAAGAAUGAUUUGUAAGAUUAUCUUCUGAACAUGAACGUUAAAAAAUUAUGUUUAAAAUAAUGGAAAUAUUUGACUUAAGAUGUUGUGAUCCUGUUGGAGCAAUGUUGGAAACAAUAUAAUUUAUAUCAUAAAAGUUUCACAUGAGAAAUUGUAAGUGGAAAAUGCUUAAUAAAAGACAG
Molecule: messenger RNA, 2334 nt
Organism: Scatophagus argus
Lineage: Eukaryota; Metazoa; Chordata; Actinopteri; Scatophagidae
Gene: gadd45gb.1
Product: growth arrest and DNA-damage-inducible, gamma b, tandem duplicate 1
Exons: 3
Coding region: 1080-1544 (154 amino acids)
Biological process (GO): regulation of cell cycle
Cellular component (GO): cytoplasm; nucleus
Source: RefSeq, a predicted model, not a curated record